Messenger RNA from Limanda limanda (common dab), 3289 nucleotides. It is a transcript of the gene mindy1, whose product is annotated as MINDY lysine 48 deubiquitinase 1. Bases 825 to 2498 code for a protein of 557 amino acids. Gene Ontology annotation, cellular component: cytosol; cell periphery. The record is from RefSeq and is a predicted model, not a curated record. Gene Ontology annotation, biological process: protein K48-linked deubiquitination. The transcript is spliced from 12 exons. Gene Ontology annotation, molecular function: cysteine-type deubiquitinase activity; K48-linked deubiquitinase activity; cysteine-type carboxypeptidase activity. Lineage: Eukaryota; Metazoa; Chordata; Actinopteri; Pleuronectiformes; Pleuronectidae.
GGAGGACACGUCACUAGUUUACUGUGAGUAAACAAACUUACUGUGUUGUAAGCAAAUGUAAAUAAAAGGAGCUAGGUGGCUAACAGCUAGCGCAGUGUCCUUUAAAGUUGAGCGGAUGUGACGUAAUGACGUGUUGUUUGCGCCCUGUGAUGGGCGGGGCCUGUGAGCAGGGAGAAAUGUAAACAACCUUCACGUUCACCGUAAAUCUGAAGCUCCGGUGUUUCCGGUGUCUCCGGUGAGAAGCGUCGAGGUUCGGGUCAGGUCACGUGUCUGCGGCUUCACACACAGCGGGUCCGGGUUAGCUCGCCGUGCUAGCUGCUAGCUGCUAGCUGCUAGCUGCUAGCUCCGGGACUGAGUGUCGGAGCUGGAAGCAGCUUAACGGAGGCCACAGCCGCAGGUUCCGGGUUCGUGUUCGGGGAAGAACCGGAGGAACCGGCGGAGGAACCGGCGGGGGAAGCACCGGGGACCGAGAAGCGUCACCGGGAAGUUCAGCAGGUGUUUGAGUCCUCAUCAAUCUGAUGAACUCUGACCCACAUUCACUCACAGGUGAGACCAUCUGAGUGAUGAAGUUAUCGUUGUGUCUCUUCAGGUCCGACUGGAAGUCUGAAGACUGUUAAGACGACAAACUGAAAGAAUCCUCCAUCGUUGUGGGACAGUGAAGAUUCUCUUCAUUCAUCACCAGACUGGAAACGGGUGCGUUUGUUUUGUGACCCUCGGCGCCUGGCCCCUCCUCCUCCGUGCGGCCGCUGCAGCGGUUCCUCGGCCUCGGUCUCUGGACUUGUUUCUACCUCGACUGUUGGAAAGUGCUCUGCUCUGUGAAGCUGAUGAUGUCAGAUUCCAGUUCACAGCCGGCAGCAGCAGCUGACCUCACCACAGAAACCACCUCCAAGGAACUGGUCAUAACCACAGCGUUGGAGGGGCGGGGCCAGAUGAUGGAGUCAGAUGUCGUGGCUGAGGUCGGCAGCAACCAUGUGGCUGCAGACAGUCCUCUACCCGGCAAAGACCUGAAGGAGGAGGAGGCCACGCCCUCAACGCUGUCCGCUGAAAACAGGACGCUGUCUCUGCUCAGACACAUGGAGGAUGAGGGGGGGCGGGACAGAGGAGGAGACACAGGUCCGGACCUGGAGGACAGCUCGUCUGGAGGGACAGCGGGGGGGUCCGAGGACCAGCAGGAGUCCACAGACUCUGCGUCCUUCUCCAUCCCGAGCCUGGAGCUGUCCCACGGGGUCCCAGGAACCUCCGGGGACGUGGAGGACAGCUCGUCCUUCUCUGCUGUGGCUCUGUCCCCCGGGGUCGGAGAUCUGAAGGAUGGCGCCGCCCUGGAGGCGGCAGGGGGCGCUGUCCCUGCAGCCGCUGCUGCUGCUCCUGCCGUCGCCUCCUCCUCCUCAUGCUCCUCCUCCUCGGCGGCGGCGGCUUCUUCUUCUGUCCCGGCGUAUUACCUGGUGAAGUGGAUCACCUGGAAGGAGAAGAAGACGCCCAUCAUCACUCAGAGUGAGAACGGACCCUGCCCCCUGCUGGCCAUCAUGAACACACUGUUCCUGCGCUGGAAGGCUAAGCUUCCUGCUCAGACGGAGGUGGUCACCACUGAGGACCUGAUGUCUCACCUGGGAGAGUGUGUGUUGUCUGUCACACCUAGAGAAAAAACUGAUGGGAUGGAGCUCAACUUCCAACAGAACAUGAGUGAUGCCAUGGCCGUCCUCCCGAAGCUCUCCACAGGUCUGGAUGUGAACGUGCGUUUCACCGGAGCGACGGACUUUGAGUACACACCCGAGUGCAUCGUGUUCGACCUGCUGGACAUCCCACUGCACCACGGCUGGCUGGUGGACCCUCAGAGUCCAGAGAUGGUGUCGGCUGUUGGGAAACUGAGUUACAACCAACUGGUGGAGAAAAUCAUCGACUACAAGCACUCAGCUGACAGCAGCCGAGUCAGUGAAGGUCUGGUAGCGGAGCAGUUUUUGGAGUCGACUGCGACCCAGUUGUCGUAUCACGGACUGUGUGAACUCAACACAACGGCCAAAGAGGGAGAGAUCUCCGUGUUCUUCAGGAACAAUCACUUCAGUACCAUGAUUAAACACAAGGGCCACCUGUACCUGCUGGUGACGGACCAGGGCUUCCUGCAGGAGGAGCCUCUGGUGUGGGAGUCGCUUCACAACGUGGAAGGCGACGGGAACUUCUGUGACUCUGACUUCAGACUGUGUCAUCAGAGAGCUCCGCCCACCGCCGCCCCCCCCGCCGCACAGGAGCAACGGAGACAGAUCGACCAGGACUACCUGGUGGCCGUGUCCCUGCAGCAGCAGGGGGGGGCCCUGGGGGGGGCCCUGGGGGGGGCCCUGGGGCCCCUCAGCGACCUGGAGUUGGCCCGACAGCUUCAACAGGAAGAAUAUCAGCAGCAGCAGCAACUCCAACAGCCGGGGGCCGUGCAGACACAACAGGUCAGAGGUCAAGGGUCACAGCAAACGAGGAGGAGAGAGAAGGACUCCGACUGUGUUCUCCUGUAGACACACACACACACGGACACACACACACACAGCUCGAUGCCAAACCCCAGUGCUUUGUCCGACAGGAAACAGUUUGUGAUUCCAGGUUUUGAAAGUUUGUAAAUUUGUGUGAAAUGAAAACUGAGUCUGGUCAAAGGUAUAAAAACUGAAUUAAAUUUAAUUCAUGUCUUUAUUUCCAAUAAAGUUAUUUAAUUGAUGAGUUAUUUACCAUUGAUCAGAUCAAUGAUGAAGUUUGAACUGAUACAUGAAACAGUUUGUGUCUCUUGUGACGUAUUAACAUUAAAUCAUCUUUAAACAUCAGCUCAUUAAUGAAAUCUAUGAAAAGUCUGUUUGAUUUUAAAAUAAGUGAACUGUUUAUUUGUCUUAUCGGUUUUUCAACUGACCAGUAAAACUAAUCAAUGAAACAUUAGAUAGAGUUGAGUUCUCACACACUGGCUGCUGGUGACCUCCGGUGAAACUGACCUUUUCACAAUAAUCAGCUUUGAAACCAGGACGUCACAGAACUGAACUUCACGAUUUUCUCUUUCCAAACUGAAAGAAGGAUUCAUGAUGUCAUCUUUUGGUCCUUUUUAAAAACUUUGAUUAUUUCCUGAUUUAAAUCUACGGUAAAAAAAACAACUGUUCACGUCUUAAUACUGAAAAUAAAGCGUCUGAUUUAACACUGAAAACUUUCCCAUCAUGCUUUUCUGUGUGUUCGGGGGCGUGUUCUGUAUUUCCUGUUUUAUCUUUUGUUUGAUUGAAAGCUUCACUGUUUCACCAUUUAUUUAAUUGUCAAUAAAAAUAAAAUCAAA